Messenger RNA from Histoplasma mississippiense, 1296 nucleotides. RefSeq lists its product with no specific name. The record is from RefSeq and is a predicted model, not a curated record. Bases 1 to 1296 code for a protein of 431 amino acids. Lineage: Eukaryota; Fungi; Ascomycota; Eurotiomycetes; Onygenales; Ajellomycetaceae. Gene Ontology annotation, molecular function: fatty acid elongase activity. Gene Ontology annotation, cellular component: membrane. The transcript has 7 exons.
AUGCUCGAAGGGUUCGGUGAGACGGAGGAGGGGGUUCUCGAAGAUGCCUCAGAAAGAGAGCGGGCUUUCGUUGGGGACCGACUUGCAGCUGGAGUCUCAGGUCCUGUUGUCUCCUUCAAUCCGGUCAUCUUCUGUUGGAGCUGCUUCGUCAAUUGGCUUCCAGACAGGGUGCUGGAAGACACCGUCGGUAGAGCCGCGGUUGUUAGGGUGGUGUCUCGUGAAGCUAUGUCGUCCCAACGCCAGCGUAAAGGACCAGCCAACGUCAAGAUUGUCAUCAUUGUGAUGAUUCGUGGAUGUCAUUGGUGGGGUGUUUGGUCACUACGUGGCUUGGCAAACCAUGACGAAACCCGAGUCACGUGGGGCGAUCUGCUGGCAAAAGAGCUCAAUCACCACCAGCGCCGUGGUGAUAGAGGGAGGUUAAAGCGCUUAACUAGAGCGCCUGGAAUUGCAGUGGCCCAAAGCAUACACGCAGGAGCAAAGCAUACCUACAUCUCUCUUGCGACUAUGUAUUCUAUCACCUCCUUGAUCCCCUCAAGCAUAACCCUCUUCAUCCUCUCUGUAUCCCUUCACUAUCAUAUUCAUAUCCACAAGCAAGGGCCUUUUCCCCACGUCUCCACGCUCAUAAAAGUCAAUAACUACAUCUACUCCGUCGUUUCUCUGCUAUUCUUCAUCGCCCUCGUCUGUUCCUCUGAGCUCGUCACGAAAUUAUGUGACCUCGAUGUCCUACAUGCAUUGCGUCAUUUUGGCAGCUACGUGCGAGUCCAUGAUGAGCAGAUGAGGCAUAUCUACCAUCUGUCAAAAACAUAUGAGUAUAUUGAUAUUCUUCUCGUCCUAGCUACAGGAGGACGCAUUGGGUGGCAUUUCGGGUUUCAUCAUUUGACGACCCCAUACCUGACAUACGUCCGCGUCCUCCGCAACCACACCGGCUGGAAACUGCUCGCCGCCCUCAACACACUCCAUCACGCCUUCAUGUAUGCAUAUUUCGGCGGAGUUGCCAGUUUCAGACCGAUUCUACCUUUCACGGGUUUCCUGCAGCUCAUGGUCGGUUUAGUGGGCGAAGCAGUGAUCGUGCAUACUAAAAAUAACAGUAAGUUAGUGGAAGAGGCGGUGGUCCUGUGGCCGCAUAUUGUUUCGGCGGCUCUGCUUGGAAUGUACUUUGUUCUUUUUGCUUUUGAGCUUAUGGCGUUGGCGCGGAGGCAGAAGAAUGGGCGUGGAAAAGUUACAGUUGGGGUAACUGGUGAUCUAGAUGAGAAUCAGGGUGGCAUAUUUGUCUCGAGGUCGGAAUUGAAGACUUAA